This is a messenger RNA of Ostrea edulis (European flat oyster), 1445 nucleotides long. RefSeq names its product acetylcholine receptor subunit alpha-L1-like. Lineage: Eukaryota; Metazoa; Mollusca; Bivalvia; Ostreida; Ostreidae. Gene Ontology annotation, cellular component: synapse; neuron projection; membrane. Gene Ontology annotation, molecular function: neurotransmitter receptor activity; extracellular ligand-gated monoatomic ion channel activity; transmembrane signaling receptor activity. The transcript has 6 exons. The record is from RefSeq and is a predicted model, not a curated record. Gene Ontology annotation, biological process: regulation of membrane potential; signal transduction; nervous system process. The coding region runs from base 100 to 1428 and encodes 442 amino acids.
GGUUGGGUUUUUUUUUUUUUUGGUGGACUUUAAGGAAAAUAUUGGUAAUUAAUAUUACAUUGUAUUUUUUGCCAGAUAUCUAUCGGUGACUGAACAGGCAUGGCGUCGGGAAAAAUGAUGAUGUUCGUGCUUGGUGUUUCUGUGGGAACAGUAUUGGUAUGGCCGAUACACAUCGUCUCGUGUCAGUACACCCCGGAGUUGGAGGUCAGUUUAUUGGGAGAACUGUACAACAGCAACUACUCUACAUUAGUCAGACCAUCAGCAACUGUCACCGUCAACAUCAGCUUAAUGUUGUUCACCAUCAACAAACUGAACAUCGUUGACCAAACACUUUCUGUAUCGGGGAUGCUGUCCAUGAAAUGGAUGGACAGUCGUCUAGCAUGGAAAGAUAACUCUGAUUACUCACUAGUUAGUUUCAUUUUCAACACAGAGGAGAACACAUGGACACCAGCAAUAUAUGUGGAGAACUCUGUAGAAGACUUAGCUGUCAUCUCGGAUGAGAACAUGCCAAUGAGAAUUACACCUACUGGACAGGUAAGCCGAACUCCUUCCGGGGUGUACCAAGUUUCCUGUGAAUGUGACGUCAAAUACUAUCCACUGGACAGACAGAUAUGUUACAUCAAAAUCACAACAUCCGGGUACACUCAGGGUGAAAUUGAUCUUCGAUUCGAUAAACCCGCUGUAGAUCUCUCCGAAUACGUCCGCAAUGGAGAAUGGGAAAUUAUUUCCGUUGGGAAAUCUCCGUCAGGGGAGCAAACCAAGUCAAGGAACGGGUACAGCUUUGCCAGCAUACAAUUCCGACUUGAGUUAAGAAGACGUCAUUUGUUCCACAUCCUUAACACGGUCUAUCCUGUGUUUUUGAUUGGCAUGCUUAUUCCAUUUGUAUUCAAACUUGGAGAGACAAGCGUUAAAAUUGACUUUUCUUUGACGGUCCUUUUAUCAUAUGCUGUAUACGUGACUGUGAUUGCUGAAAACAUUCCCAGCACCUCUGUGUCUGUGUGUUAUUUAUCUGUGUAUUUGGCAAUCAUUUUGACCAUAUCAACGCUGUCCAUCUUUAUCGUUAUUUUGGGGUCCAAGAUAGCGAACAAAGAAGCCAAGGUGUCACCAGGAGUUAGGGCAUUUGUGCGCUGCCUCAGAAAAAUGUCUUGCUGCUCCAGACACUCUUGUUGUGGUCGUAGUAGCGUAGCCUGUGACGCAAAAGAAGUUCACGUCCGCAUGGAAGAAACUGGUAGAAUCCACGGAAAGGGGAGUUCGCUGAAAGCAGUGGAGAAUGUACCACAUUUCGAAAAGCAUGAAAAUCCUGAGGAAGUUACGUGGGGAGCUUUUGUGUGUGUUUUGGACAGCCUUUUAUUUAUUGUGUUCUUUCUGUUUAUCAUUACAACUUCUUUGGUUCUUUUUAUCGUUUGGGGCAUCCAAUAUGAGUCAUGAUUAUGAUAUUGGCAAAA